AUGGCAGAGAAUGAAAGUAUCGCGCUCGCGCAGAGGGCGUGCGGAGAAAGCGGUCCGCGCAUAGAGACAAGUGCGCGCGGAGCUCGUAGGAUUGGUAGUGAGGACGCGGAAUCAUCACGGUGUGGCGCGGAGGGGCACGAGGCCCUGGAAACUUCCUCGAAAGUGAAUGUUGAGAAUCGGGUGGAUGAGGAUAGUCGCGAGGAGAAACGCGCGGGGGAGGGUAACGAGGGCGAUGAAGCAGAUGAUGAUUACUUGGUGCUGAGCGAGGUCCACGUGGCAUGCCCCUCGCACCACGUCAGCACAGUCAGCACCUUCGCCUUCCGCCUGCCCCCUGCCGUGGCGGCAGCGGGAUGGGCGCUACGCGGGGAAGCGGAGAAUGCGGAGGGGUGGGAGGGGUCGGAAGACGCGGAGUGGGGUGGCGCGGCGGAAAGCGGUGAGGGCAUAGCGGGGGAGCAGGAGAGCCGGGGGGCCGCGGAAGGGAAGCGAGUGGCGGUGGAUUCGGACGGUGAUCUGCUGGUGGCGCGGCGCAAGCGGCGGCGCAUAGGCAGUGGUGGGGGAGGCGCAGGCGGUGGCGGCAGUGAUGGCGCUGGUGGCCAGCAGAGAGGCCCUGUUGCGCAGCUGCCAGCAGCAGGAGUGCCACGUGGCAGGGCAGUGCAGGCGGGUGCAGGGGCGGACGAAAACGAGGAUGGGGAGGGGAGCGCCCCUCUGCUCUCGCCCCCUGCCCUCCACCCCCUGCUGUGCCUCACACCUCCUCUCUGCUCGCCUCCCCCAUCAGCCCAUACCACGCUCUCACCCCUCGUCCGCCUGCAACCCCCACUCUUCCCCCCCCAGGUGUGGAGGGCAUCACUGCUGCUGGCGGACGUCAUGGUGGCCAACCACCGCCUGCUGGGGGGCGCCACUGUGCUCGAGCUGGGGGCGGGCGCAGGUACACCUGGGGGCGGGCGCAGGUACACCUGGGGGCGGGCGCAGGUACACCUGGGCGGGCGCAGGUACACCUGGGGGCGUGUGGCGCUCUGGGCACAGGGCUGGCGGGCAUCACAGCGGCACACUUCGCCACCCGUGUCAUCCUCACAGGUACCACCUCCCCUCACUUCACUCUCCUCUCUCUCUCCCUCCUGCCGCCGCUCCUUUGACUCUGCGUCUGCUCACCCUUCAUCCCUCGCAUGCCCUCACACAUCUCUCUCUCACCGUCUUCCCUGCCUCUGCUCCCUGCACUGCUUCCCUGCACCCGCACUGCCAUGGCCCUGCGCUUCACCAGACACAGGCGAAGGCGUGCUGCGCAAUUGCGCUGCCAACGCCAUCGAUGCCGCCAUGGCAGCCAGUGCAGCCAGUGCAACUGGCGCCACGGCUGGCCAAUCAGCAACCAGCUCUGGCUGCAGCAGUGCACCGGGCAGGGCGGCAGGCGCACAGGCGGGAAUGGGUGGCGCAGUGGACGAGUUUAAUGGGAUAGACCCGUUUGGGUGGACCGAGGAGGAAGUGGGUGACGCCAGCAACGCCACCGUGCUGCUGGCUGCUGACGUCAUCUACAGUGAUGACAUCACGCGUGCCUUCUUCGGCACCCUUCGCUCCCUCCUGCGCUGCGGCCCUCCCAAGCUCCUACUGCUGGCGUUGGAGAAGCGCUUCAACUUCUCCCUCUCCCACCUCGCCCCUGUUGCCAACGGCUACGCCGUCUUCCGCUCCCACUUCGCCGCCCAAAACGGUGCUCCCAGCUGCUACAGUGGCGGCCACUGUAGCAGCGCGCAGCAGGCAGCACAGGCAGGAGAGGCCAGCUGCAGACUGGCCGAGCAGACAGGUGGUGGGCGGGGGACGAGGGUAGAUGGGUGGCAGACGGUCGUGGAUGGGCGGCAGAGAGAGGGGGAUGGGGACAGGGAAGGGGAGGAGGAGGGGGAAGAGGAGGAGCUGUUGGGGUGGCGCAUAGACGUGGGGCAGGUACCGCAGCACGUGGUGGGGUGGGAGAGGGGGAGCGACAUGGAGCUCUGGGUCAUUGGCAACCAGCGGUCACUGCCGCUGGUGUGUGAGUGGAUAGAGAGGGGCGUUGGUCUGUCUUUCUGCCAAGGGGGAGAAGAGCAGUGCUCCCCUCCUGAAGCCUUACAAGCAAAUCCCUGA
This is a messenger RNA of Closterium sp. Naga37s-1, 2106 nucleotides long. NCBI's taxonomy places the organism in Eukaryota, Viridiplantae, Streptophyta, Zygnematophyceae, Desmidiales, Closteriaceae. The record is from the annotation of a GenBank genome assembly.